Molecule: messenger RNA, 1538 nt
Organism: Impatiens glandulifera
Lineage: Eukaryota; Viridiplantae; Streptophyta; Magnoliopsida; Ericales; Balsaminaceae
Exons: 3
Coding region: 145-1347 (400 amino acids)
Source: RefSeq, a predicted model, not a curated record
ACCAGAGAGGAGACGACAUAGAAGAAGAUCUUCGUUCAAAGCCUUCGGAGCAGUGUCGGUUCGAUCCCCUUUCCGAUCUCAAUCACCAAUCGCCGUCGUUGUCGCCGUCGCCGUCUCCGGCGGUUUAUUCCUGUAUAUAAUAAUAUGAUUAAACGAUCUACUUUCUCCUUCUUCAUAUUUUAUCUCUCAAUCCAAACCCUAGCAACGCUAACUCCCGCAACCGAUUCCUACGCAAGGUUCAAUAUCUCUCUCUUUCUCUUUCCUAGAAUCGCCGACGAUUUUCGUCCUCAACCAUCAACUUUCCUCGAGGAUGUUUUGAAAGCAAUUUCGAUACGGCAGAAUUGGAACGAGACUAGUGGAGUAAAAGUAACGAAGUUGGAUUCAGCAAACGCUAAAUUUGGCGAUUCUCGUAGGUACGAUAUACGUCUUCGUGUUGGAAAGAGCGAAGUUAGUUUUAGGCUUCGAGACGAAGUAUCGUUAUGGAAGAAACUGAAGAAUGGAGGCGAAUUUGAGCCAUCUGUUCGUGAAAUUGGAUCGAAUCCUGUUCUUGAUAAAUUUCUUAUUCGUGGACCAUUGGAGUUAUUGAUGAAUGGAUCUGAUGAACUGUUGCUUCAAUUGCCGCUGAAUGUUACUCAUACUGGUUUGAAGAGAAUCCUAGUUGGUGAAGGUAUAAUGGUGGAAGUGAGAAAUGCUCAAGAGGUAACUCUGUUUCAUUCUCUUCAACAAGGGUUCAAUUCGAAAGUAAGAACUCAUUUUUCGCCAUUUGAGCAUGAAUCAUGUACACCAUUGUUUCCUAUACAUAUAUCUGGCCCAGCUUCUGUAAUUGCCUACUCAUCGAGAAAUCAAAACGCCCACGUCGUCAAAACUUUCCUUUCGAAAGACACAAUCAAACUGUUACCCGAGAUAUGUUACGCCAAAGACACAAACAGAAACCAGAGAUUUCCUGUCGAUUCACUGAAAUCGAGAAUUGUAAUAAUCGAUAAGCUAAUGAGGAGUUUAGUUUCCGAUAAACAUGCCAGAAGCUCCUUAAAAGUGAAAAUCAAGGCUUCGACAGUCGUUCGGUUUAAGAUUGAUCUAGAAAGGGAUACGAAAUUAAACGACAGUGAUGGUACUCGAGAGAGCACGAUGGCAGAGUGGCGAACGAGGCCCAAUAUGGAACGUGUUUGUUAUGAAGUAGUGGCCAGGAUUGACGAGGAUAGGUUAAAACCGUUGGUUGUGAAGAGAUCUAGACCGUUCAUCGAGGUUGAUACAUAUGCGUGGAGUGAUUUGUUGUCGAAUAUCUCCUUUACUAAGUUUCCCUCAUUGAUGGUCCCUCCUGAGUCUUUAACAUUGGAUGUGAAAUGGUAAGUGAAAGGUAUUUCACUUAACGUGCGAAACUUUGGUUUAUUGAGAUACAGAAACAAACAAAAGUGUUGGUGUAACACCUGUACUAUCUGAUUGUAACACAAGUUGUGUGUUUUGUGUUAUCGGGAACUCUUGGAUCGAGUACUCGAGCUCCAUCUUUAUAGUAUAUAUGUCUCGACAUAAAAUUUGUUCUU